UGUAAAAGUGGACAGACUGGGAGCCUAUCAUGCAGCCUGAGCUGAACUGCAGCUCCCACUGUGACUCCCCACUCUGCUCUAUCCACUUGGGAGUCAACAGGCAGGAGGGCCUGGAUGUACUGCAGAGGCUAUGCAGUGUCAGCACGAUAUGGCGUCGGCGUCCACUCUGCUGUCCAAAGAGCAGCUACUUUGUCCCAUCUGUUUGGAUUUGUUCGACCUGCCGGUCUCCACUCCUUGUGGCCAUAACUUCUGCAGGGAGUGCAUACAGGGCUACUGGCAGAGUGCUAAGCUGUCACAGUGUCCCAUGUGCAAGCAGAGGUACCUCAAGAGGCCGGAGCUCAAAGUUAACACCUUCAUUUCUGAGGUGGCCUCACAGUUCAAGCGAUCACUUGAAACGACGGACAGCAGUGAGGGAGAGCGCAGUUUGGACCAGAAUCUUUCAUGUGAUGUGUGUGUUGGGAAAAAAAGUGUCAAGGCUGUUAAAUCGUGUCUGGACUGUUUGGCCUCUUUCUGUGAGACCCACCUGGAGCCCCAUCACGUUCUUGGCACUUUAAAAAAGCACCGCAUCAUAAAUCCCACGAUGAACAUGCAGGAGAGAGUGUGUAAGAAGCACGAGAAGCUCUUGGACCUGCACUGCCGCACGGAUCAGGAGUACGUUUGUCAGCUGUGUAUGAAGAGAGACCACAAGGCUCAUCACACCGUUCCUGUGAAGGAGGAGAGCCGAGACAAGAGAGCUCAGAUAAGAAGGUUACACGAAGAGGUAGAAACAGUGAUCCGCAGUCGAGCGCAGGUCAUCGCCAAAAUCAAUCAGACCGUGAAGGUCAGCAGAGGGAACACAGAAAGAGAGCUUGAGGAGAGCUUGCAGAUCUUCAAUAAACUGCUGCAUCAUAUCCACAGAGGGCAGGCUGAAGUGUUAGAGCUGAUCAGUGAGAAGCAGAGACAAGUGGAGACCAGAGCCGGCAAAGUCAUCAGUGAGCUGCAGCAGGACAUCGAUGAGCUGAGGCAGAAGAGCACGAAACUGCAGCAGCUUCUGAACAGCGAAGAUGACUUUUACCUCCUCAAGUGUUUCCCAGCUUUAUCCUCUCCACCAGCUGCCAAGGACCGGACGCAGAGCGCUGUAGAAUGCGCUUUGUUUGUGGGGACGGUGAGGAGAGCGGUCAGGAGAGUAUCCUCACAGCUGGAGGAGACGGCCAAGACAGAGGUGAAGAGGUUGUGUGAGAAGGAAUUUCACAGGGCUCAGCAGUGUUCCGUGGAUGUAACCUUUGACCCGGAUACAGCUCAUCCCAAAUUGGUGCUGUCGGAAAACAAGAAACAGGUGCAUCAUGGUGACGUGUCUGCGGAGCUGCCUCGACGUCCCCUGUCUCCAGUGCUAAGUGCUGUGGUGUGGACGCUGCUCUCUGGUGGCAUCCUGCUGGUGUGCUGCUUCCUUCUCUUCACCCUGCGCUUCAAAAACAACAGGAUAGUGAAGAUGUCCAGUCCAAAUCUGAAUGUCCUGACCCUCGUGGGAAGCCUCCUCACUUACAUCAGUGGAUUCUUGUUUGCCGUUGAUGAAAGAACUCUGUCACAUGUUGGACCUUCUACAUCCCUGAUCCAUGCUCGUGUGUGGACUCUCUGUAUUGGUAGCACUCUGGUAUUUGGACCGAUUUUGGGGAAGACGUGGAGACUGUACAGAGUUUUCACACAGCGACUGCCUGACAAGAGAGUGAUUAUCCGAGACAUUCAGCUGAUGGGCAUGGUGGCCUUGCUGAUCCUAGUUGACCUGCUGGUACUCACUAUCUGGAACCUUUCGGAUCCAGUCAGGUGUUCAAAAUCUGUCGGUGCUGUUGUCAAGGUGGUGGAGAGAAGUAUUUUCUACUCUUUAUCACAGAUGGACUCGUGUUCCUCUGAAUACUCUGAUCUGUGGGCGAUCAUUAUUGCUGUACAGAAGGGUUGUCUCCUUCUCUACGGCACUUACCUGGCUGGGUUGACCAGCAAUGUCAGCCACCCUCCAGUCAACCAGUCCCCAACCAUCAUCACAGCCGUCACUUUGGUCACACUCUCGAUGGCCGUGGUCGUGCCAGUGUCCAUCUUCCUGCAGACCUGGCCUAACCUGGUCUACAGCGUCUUAGCUGGAGCCAUCUUCAUCUGCACAUCAGCUACAAAUUGUAUGCUGUUUGUGCCUCAGAUGAUGCAGUGGCGACAAUUUGAAGAGGAUCAGAACAACCCUGGUCAGAUGGCAAAGUACUUCAGCAGUCCCAGCAAGAGCCAGCCAUCUGUGUACAGCGAUGAUGAGAUCUACUACCUACUGGGAGAGAACAAUUCCAUGAAAAAACUUCUUAAUGAGAAAAAUGCUGUGAUUGACAGUCUCCAGGAGCAGGUGAAGAACGCCAAGGAUAAACUGCUGCGGCUCAUGUCUGCCAGUCAGCGGUGUGAGGACCAGGACAUGGACUCGUCUGCCACCAACCUCAACUCCUCCUCCACUCAGACCACAGAGAUUCAGUCUGAUGGCCCUUCUUCAUCUUCUCUACCUCAUGGAGACAGUAAAUCUCCACCAUCACCUACUCACCACACUGCUGCUGAUGUUUCAUCACCUGUCGUUGCCCUGUGCCACCGCACUCCAGCCAGUAACUCAAACCCUGUCGCUGUUUCAUCGCUUCACUCUGGUGAUUUGCCGCAUGGGUGCAAAUCCAUCAAGAGUGGGUCUAAUCCUGAAACAACUGACAUGGACACAUCUGAAACUAAACCAGGUGAGGAUGUCCAACAGCCUGUCCAAUCCUCUGGAACUCUUAGGACAACUGAUGAGACGGUUAAGUUUGUCAAUUCCCUGCAAAACCGCAGAGGACUGAACCCCUUCAGACUGGAAACUUUGGGGAAUCACAGUGGCUUUACAUCUCACAUGAGGCCGACCGGCUUUGUUAGCAGCGAGCAGUUACAGGAGAUCCUCCACGAGCUUAGUUUGGACGCUGUCAUGGAGAGCUCUCUUCGAUCACCUGGUCAGAGAACCAGACUGUCCUCUCAGAGGAUAUUUCCAGAAGCCUCCACCCUCUCCCCUCGUUCCCUGCGAACACCACGCUCCCCUCAUCCUCCUGCUAUCUUCAAUUACCCCACUAUCUCCCCCUACGCAAUGAGAAAACGACGGCCACCGUUCGGGUCUUCUAGACGAGGCUUAAACCCGUCAUGUUUCUACACUGAAUGCCGACAUACGAAAGAAACCUGUGAAAACCUGAGUCCAGUGAAGAACAACGAUGGGGUCACCGGGCCUGGUGUAGUUCAGAACAAUGACCAGGGGCCUGAGGAGGGUACGACGGAGGAAACAGCAAAGAAUGGAGUUAACUGUCCAACAUGUGUCUCACAAUCUCAUGGAUGUUCAGCGUUACCCUGUGUAGAACACGAUCACAGGGCUCCACCUGUUGCGGGGGCAGCUGGAGACAGUGGACGUCAACCAAGACACUUUAGAGACUCUGACUGUGGAUACUGGGACUCUGACUCCAGCAGCUCCACAGACUACUGUUACUACCACCGCCCGUACUGUGACUCCUGCGUACAGAGGGGGUCGUUCAUCACCUCCGACAGCUCCUCAGACUCCUCAGAUAGUGAAUACGAAGGCUACGCCAGCACGUAUCGCUCCCCACACCCAGUGGUAUUUAAAGAAGACCUCAAGCCCACGUUUGUGUGAACACAACUGACUACAGUUUACAGGUUUACGCUUCUCUAGUAUUACCAUUAGUUUUUCAAAUUUGCAUCUCUGCUGAUAGAUGUUGUGAGUGUAGCUUUGUGCACAUUUGUUCUCUUGAAUCUUUGUUAAUGUAAAAGCAAAGACCUUUUUUACUUUACUAAGACAUUCCAUAGGCGCACUGUGUAGGAUUUAGUCUAUUAAACACCAAAAUGAAAGGGUUUUUUUUGCAUUAUUUUAAAGGCUGAAAUAUGCAUUCAACUAUAUUUGUAAUAUACAUGUAUAUAUACUAUAUGUGUAAGAUAAUACUAAUUCUUUAUUUAUUUUGCUAUUUAUUAGUUUUGGCGCAUUUCCAUUCAUAAAUACACUGUCUAACAUGACUUUAAA
Molecule: messenger RNA, 4039 nt
Organism: Cynoglossus semilaevis (tongue sole)
Lineage: Eukaryota; Metazoa; Chordata; Actinopteri; Pleuronectiformes; Cynoglossidae
Gene: gpr156
Product: G protein-coupled receptor 156
Exons: 10
Coding region: 131-3655 (1174 amino acids)
Biological process (GO): gamma-aminobutyric acid signaling pathway; G protein-coupled receptor signaling pathway
Cellular component (GO): membrane; G protein-coupled receptor heterodimeric complex
Molecular function (GO): zinc ion binding; G protein-coupled GABA receptor activity
Source: RefSeq, a predicted model, not a curated record